Caenorhabditis auriculariae is the source of this 872-nucleotide messenger RNA. NCBI's taxonomy places the organism in Eukaryota, Metazoa, Nematoda, Chromadorea, Rhabditida, Rhabditidae. The record is from the annotation of a GenBank genome assembly.
AUGUGCUCCAAGAAAGUCUUCGUCCUCGUCGCUGUCGCCUUCUUUGGAUUGCCUGAAGACGUCAGAGCCUGCGGAAGCGUUGACGUCAUCCCUGUGACGACCGCGGGUCCCUCUUCGACGCUGGCCAGCACGACGACCAUGGGUCCUGGCAGGAAGAGAAGGUCCAUCGUCGACGUCGAUGACGUCAGCGUCAUCACCUUCAUCACUGACGUCAUUUUCGCCGAGCAGAGCGAGGAGGACGUCCAGAAGCUCGUCGAGGAGGUUUUCAUUAUUUUUUUGGAGGUAUUCAAAUAUUUUUCCAAAUUUAGUUCCUAGAAACUCGAGCAAAAUCUCUUUUCUACAAAAAAAGUGAAAAAUAAUCGAUGUUCAUUAAAAAUAACAAAUUUCAUUAAAUUUUUUUAUUGGAAAAAUUGAAAUUUUCAUCAUUUCCAUUGACAAAGACCUAAAAAAAUGGCGUUUAAUACGAAUUGCAAAAAAAUUUGAGAAAAAAAUUUAUUUUGGAAAAAUUAUUAUUUAUUAAAAAAAUCGAGUAAAAAAAGUUUUUUUGAACAUACUGAUGAUAAGAAUGAUAAUUCCAACCUGUUUUCAAUCAUUAAAAUUUCAAAGUUUACAGAUUUCAUCGAGCGUUUCUGAAAAAGACGGAGCGAUGACCGGCGCCCAAUACAAGGUCAACUCUUUCGAAGACAAUGGGAAACUCGCCGUCCGAUACACGAUUCAAAACGCUUCCUGCCAACAAGUCACCAAGUACCGCAGCUUCGGAAUAGCUUGAUCAAAUUGACUUUUUCAGAUUCGCCAGCACCGCCAAAUUCUACGCCAAGUUCAUCUCGGUCGCCACCGUUGAGUGCAACCACGAGGGCCAAGAAUCCGCAUGA